AUCCGGGGUCACGUCGAUCUUCCGGGUGUUUUUGACAGGGUUUUCUACGCCGCUUUUUCUGCGACUUUUUGGUCUUCCGCUUUUUGCCACCGCCCCCAACCUUCUAAGUCCUUUCGGCCCCUAUCAUCUUUGAUUGUGUUACUCCUCCCCUGGCAGCCGUGCCGGGGGUUAGAUCGCAGGCAGGGUCGGAGCUGGGCCUAGCUGCCCCACGGGCCACCACUACCUCCUUUGAUUCGGGAGAAAGCUACGACCGAGUACGCCCAGCCGUCCCCGCUCGGGCCUUGGAACUUCUGAGCGGGCAGUGCUGGUAGGCCCUGCUUAGCCCUUCCCGGAGGACACCUGACCAAAAGAGGAAGAUAGUCUUGGGACCCCUGCAUGGUGUUUCAAAGGGUGGUAAAGAACUAAGGUAGAAGAAUACAUGUUCACUUCCAGUGAACAAGAGCAUGUUCCCAAACUCAAUUUUGGGUCGCCCACCCUUCACUCCAAAUCAUCAACAACAUAAUAACUUCUUUACCCUGUCACCUACUGUUUAUUCACACCAGCAGCUUAUAGAUGCACAAUUCAACUUUCAGAAUGCAGACUUGUCUAGAGCUGUGUCAUUACAGCAGCUGACAUAUGGAAAUGUCAGUCCAAUACAGACCUCAGCUUCCCCAUUAUUUCGAGGAAGGAAGAGAUUAAGCGAUGAAAAAAACCUUCCUCUUGACGGUAAACGGCAACGUUUCCAUUCACCCCACCAAGAGCCAACUGUAGUUAACCAGAUAGUGCCUUUAUCAGGUGAACGAAGAUACUCAAUGCCGCCAUUGUUUCAUACACAUUUUGUACCAGAUAUAGUCAGAUGUGUUCCACCUUUUCGAGAAAUACCAUUUUUAGAACCUAGAGAAAUCACACUGCCUGAGGCCAAAGAUAAGUUGAGUCAGCAGAUACUGGAAUUAUUUGAAACAUGUCAGCAGCAAAUAAGUGAUUUAAAGAAGAAAGAACUCUGUCGAACACAGCUGCAGAGAGAAAUUCAGCUAUUAUUUCCACAAAGCAGACUUUUUUUGGUUGGGUCCUCUUUAAAUGGAUUUGGUACCCGGAGCAGUGAUGGUGAUUUAUGCCUAGUUGUUAAGGAAGAACCAUGUUUUUUUCAGGUAAAUCAGAAGACUGAAGCACGGCAUAUACUCACCUUAGUCCAUAAACACUUCUGUACUAGACUUUCGGGCUACAUUGAGAGACCUCAGCUGAUUCGAGCAAAAGUGCCAAUUGUGAAGUUCAGGGAUAAAGUCAGUUGUGUGGAGUUUGACUUGAAUGUAAACAAUGUUGUUGGAAUAAGAAACACAUUCCUUCUCAGAACUUAUGCAUACCUUGAAAAUCGAGUUCGUCCGUUAGUGCUGGUGAUUAAGAAGUGGGCAAGUCACCAUCAGAUAAAUGAUGCCAGUCGUGGUACUUUAAGCAGCUAUAGUCUUGUAUUGAUGGUUUUGCACUAUUUACAAACCCUACCUGAACCCAUCCUUCCAUCCCUCCAAAAAAUUUACCCAGAAUCUUUUAGUCCUGCUAUACAGCUGCACCUUGUACAUCAAGCUCCAUGUAAUGUUCCUCCUUACCUCUCAAAGAAUGAAUCAAACCUCGGGGACCUCUUACUGGGCUUUCUUAAAUAUUAUGCUACAGAAUUUGACUGGAAUAGUCAAAUGAUUUCAGUUCGUGAAGCCAAAGCCAUUCCGAGGCCUGAUGGUAUUGAAUGGAGAAAUAAAUACAUCUGUGUAGAAGAACCUUUUGAUGGAACAAAUACAGCCAGAGCAGUGCAUGAAAAGCAGAAAUUUGACAUGAUCAAGGAUCAAUUUUUAAAGUCAUGGCACAGAUUGAAAAACAAGAGAGAUUUGAACAGUAUACUACCUGUAAGAGCUGCUGUCCUGAAAAGAUAACUGGCCUCUAUUUCUUAAUAAAUUCUUCCAAGAAAUAAAGAACAAUAGUUUCAUCGUAAUACAUUAUGUUUACCUCCAUCAUAAUUGCUUUUUUCAUAGUUCUUGUUUUCAUUUUUUAUUUUUAAAAAGACAUAUAAAGAUUGCAUAUUUUAUUAUGACAUUUCCUAAUAAAACCCUUUGAUUUAAAAAUAAAAAUGUAUUUUUGAAAAUGUUUACAUUGAUGAUUAGUAAUAUUAUGGCAUGCGUUUUCAGGUGAUCAGAUAAAAUAUAUUUUGCGAAAUUACCUGAACAAAUAAAAAGUUUUUGAUACAACUUCAAUUAAUUGUAACACAUGCUAAUCCUGAAGAGAUGUGUGGAAUUUUGGAAGGGGUCUAAUUCAUACAUGCUUAAAGUCUAACCUACAUUAUUAGAUAGUUUGUUGUCAAAGUCUGUUCUAGUAAAGUGAAGGUUCAAGUCAGUUGUUCAGUUACUUGAAGCAAAACGAAAUCAUUUCAGUCAAAUCACUGCAGAGUCAUGAAAUACUGAACAAUUGCCUUAAGUCUUUGCUUUGCUUGACUCACUGGGAUAGACUGAGGCUUCGGGUGUGUCUGUAUUAGCAUUUCAUUAGUACUUCACAUGCUUUUGAUGUACUCUUGAGAUGGCUUUAAAUUUUGUAUUGAAACAACAAUACAUUUUGCACUGUAGUAAUAGGAGCACUAACUCUUACAACAGUUAGUGAAUUGUUUUAAAGAAUCAGUUCAGUGUAGACAUUUUGAAAAGAUUGUUUCCUGUGCUUUAUGAUAGCUUAGUAUAAUGUGCACUUCUGCUUUACUUGCCGUUUUCCUGCUCUAUUUUCUCUGUGACAUGAAGCAACAGAAACUGAGAGAUCAAAGUUAAGAUUAUAUCCUGUUUGUAGUAUCAGAUAUUUUUCUGUGUACAAUUAUAGGAUUGUAAUCUAAACUGGAAUUUUUAGACAGUAAGCCACUACAAAAUGUUUUAGAUAAGACACAAUAAAAUUAUUAUAAAUAAAAGCUUAAUAUUUGUAAAAAAUCUCUUUUUCAGUAUUUCUUUUUUCACAUGAAAGAAGUAGUGGUGGCUGCUAAACAAAAAAAGCUACAGUGUUUAUUAAGGUUGUUUUUGAUUUAUGUAAAUAUUUAUAAAUUGGUCAGUGCCUAUAAAUUUAAAUAUAAAAAGUCAUCUUGAAAAGUUUUAACUUUUUCAAAAGGACUAUGUCCAACAUUUUUUAGACCUGCUGUAGUAAACUUUGUACCUCUAACGUAUUUUUUUUUUUUUUUUGCAGACCAAAUGCUAAAACUUUUGCUUUUCUUUGACUUGUAAAAGGUGCACAUUUUGAUUUUCUUCUUUAAGUUCAAAUUUUUGUAUGUCAAAUGCAAUAAAAUUUAUAUAUGGACA
Messenger RNA from Rhinopithecus roxellana (golden snub-nosed monkey), 3290 nucleotides. RefSeq names its product terminal nucleotidyltransferase 2 (gene TENT2). The transcript is spliced from 16 exons. The coding region runs from base 444 to 1898 and encodes 484 amino acids. The record is from RefSeq and is a predicted model, not a curated record. NCBI's taxonomy places the organism in Eukaryota, Metazoa, Chordata, Mammalia, Primates, Cercopithecidae. Gene Ontology annotation, cellular component: cytosol. Gene Ontology annotation, molecular function: poly(A) RNA polymerase activity.